Penicillium diatomitis is the source of this 789-nucleotide messenger RNA. Its product is annotated as peroxiredoxin. Gene Ontology annotation, biological process: cellular oxidant detoxification; cellular response to oxidative stress; cell redox homeostasis. The transcript has 3 exons. The record is from RefSeq and is a predicted model, not a curated record. Gene Ontology annotation, molecular function: thioredoxin peroxidase activity. Gene Ontology annotation, cellular component: cytosol; mitochondrion. The coding region runs from base 1 to 789 and encodes 262 amino acids. Lineage: Eukaryota; Fungi; Ascomycota; Eurotiomycetes; Eurotiales; Aspergillaceae.
AUGGUACUCAGAAUUGCGCAUCAGAUGGCCUUUCAGAGUCUCAGGGCUGUGCCGAAAGUCGUCGCUCAAGCACCACUUCGCGUGCAGCUGCGGCAGCCUCAGGUCGCCUUUCGUCGUUGCUUUGCCUCGGUUCCCCAGGAACAGCCACGCCUGCGGCUGGGCUCAACAGCUCCCAACUUCAAAGCGCUGACCACCAAUGGCGAGAUCGACUUCCAUGAGUUUAUCGGCAACAGCUGGACCAUUCUGUUCUCCCAUCCGGCCGACUUCACGCCUGUCUGCACCACUGAGCUCGGUGCGUUUGCCAAGAUGAAGCAUGAAUUCGACAAAAGAGGAGUGAAGAUGAUUGGACUGAGCGCCAACGAUAUUGGCUCCCACGGCGAAUGGAUCAAAGACAUCAACGAGGUCGCUUCCACUACUGUGCAAUUCCCCAUCAUCGCCGAUGCCGACCGAAAGGUUGCUUUCCUCUACGACAUGAUUGACCAGCAAGACUUGGACAAUAUCGAUCAGAAGGGCAUUGCCUUUACCAUCCGGUCGGUUUUCGUCAUUGACCCCAACAAGAAAAUCCGCUUGACCAUGAUGUAUCCAGCCUCGACUGGUCGCAAUUCAGCCGAAGUUCUGCGAGUGAUUGACUCGCUUCAGACUGGUGACAAAAAGGGCGUCACUACCCCGAUCGACUGGCAGGUGGGUGACGAUGUCAUCGUGCCCCCGUCCGUGUCGACCGAGGAUGCGAAGAAGAAAUUCGGCGAGGUUCGCGAAGUCAAGCCAUAUCUGCGGUACACCAAGAUCUAG